AUGGCCGAGCCAAUGGACGUUGACGGCCCUCGUGGCGUCAAAAGGAAGGCUGAUAAUGUCGACAUGAACAACUCACGGCGAAUCAAGGCCCUAGAUCCAGAUGUCAUCAACAAGAUCGCAGCCGGCGAGAUCAUUGUUGCCCCUGUUCACGCACUCAAGGAGCUCAUCGAGAAUGCUGUGGAUGCUGGCUCCACCGCCCUCGAAGUUUUGGCCAAAGACGGUGGUCUCAAAAUGCUUCAGAUCACUGACAAUGGCAGUGGAAUAGAUAAAGAAGACUUGCCCAUCCUGUGUGAACGUUUUACGACGUCCAAACUGCAGAAAUUUGAGGACCUCUCGUCCAUAGCCACGUAUGGAUUUCGCGGGGAGGCUUUGGCAAGUAUCAGCCACAUAGCCCACCUGACAGUCACCACCAAGACCAAGGACUCGACAUGUGCAUGGCGUGCUUAUUACGGCGGAGGCAAGCUUGAGCCCUCCAAGCCGGGGCAGACCGCAGAUCCCAAGCCGGUGGCGGGCAGAAACGGCACCCAAAUUACUGUUGAGGAUCUCUUCUACAAUGUGCCAACACGGCGCCGUGCAUUCCGCUCUGCUUCCGACGAAUACAACAAAAUCAUCGACAUGGUUGGCCGUUAUGCCAUUCACUGCAGCCAUGUCGCCUUCUCAUGCAAGAAACAAGGGGAAUCCUCUACGAGCAUAUCUGUGCCGGACACUGCCUCUGUCGUCGACCGUGUUCGUCAAAUCUAUGGCACUAGUGUCGCCAACGAGCUGGUCGAAUACUCUACCUCAGACGAACGAUGGGGCUUCAAAGCCGAGGGGUAUGCCACGAAUGCCAACUACCAUAUAAAGAAGACGACGUUGCUUCUGUUCAUCAAUCACCGCUGUGUCGAAUCGACAAACAUCAGAAAGGCAGUCGAGCAGACAUAUUCAGCAUUCUUGCCAAAAAGUGGCCAUCCUUUCGUAUAUCUCCGCCUCGAGAUUGAUCCUGGGCGGGUUGAUGUCAACGUACAUCCAACAAAACGGGAGGUCAAUUUUCUCAAUGAAGAUGAGAUUAUUCAUGCCAUCUGUGAGCACAUUCGCAGCAAGCUCGCAGCUGUUGACCAGAGCCGGACCUUCAUGACACAAACGCUGCUUCCAGGUGCCGAUUGGGCAUCCACACAGAAGCAGACCGAAGACGACGCGACCCCGUCGUCGACGACACGUGCCUUCGGGAAGAAGACUACGCGUUAUGAAAAUACUCUCGUCCGGACAGAUACCAACCUACGCAAAAUCACUAGCAUGUUCGCUCCAAGCGAAGAGUCAUCAUCUACACCAAGAGACUCUAGCAAAGCACCGACCACUGCACCCGAUGCGCAACCUCCAGAGGCCAUCGAAUACGAGACUAAUGACCGCGAGCAAGUCCCUUGUCGUCUCGCCAGUGUCCGUGAGCUGCGUGCAGACGUCCGAGAUGACAUGCACCACGAGCUUACAGAGGUAUUCGCAACGCACACUUUCGUCGGGGUCGUCGAUGAGCGGCGCCGGCUUGCAGCCAUACAGGGCGGCGUCAAGCUCUACCUUGUUGACUAUGGUCGCGCCUGCUUUGAAUAUUUCUAUCAGGUCGGACUGACUGAUUUCGGGAAUUUCGGAGUUGUGAAAUUCAGCCCUUCCCUAGAUCUUCGUGCUGUUUUGCGCAUAGCAGCGGAGCACGAAAAGGAGAAAUGCUCUACAUCGGAGGAUGACUUCGAUGUAGAUGAGGUCGUGGACCUGGUGUCAUCACAGCUUAUCGAGCGGCGUGAGAUGCUACUGGAAUACUUCUCAUUCGAGAUUUCCCCGGCCGGAGAGCUCAUCAGCAUUCCUCUCCUUGUGAAGGGCUACACUCCGUCCAUGGCGAAGCUACCGGACUUCCUACUCCGACUGGGCCCGCACGUUGACUGGAAUGAGGAGUCAGCUUGCUUCGAGACAUUUCUGAAGGAGUUGGCGUCGCUCUAUGUUCCUGAGGUGCUGCCACCAACGCCGGGUGAAGCCGAGGCGGCUGCUGCUGAACAAAUCGACGAAGAGCUCAGGGCAAGAAGGAAGCACGUCCGUUGGGCUGUUGAGCAUGUUUUCUUUCCCGCUUUCAAGGCCCGCCUCGUGGCCACAAACAGCUUGAUGAAGGAUGGCGUGUUGGAGGUUGCCAAUCUGAAGGGCUUGUACAGGGUAUUUGAGAGAUGCUGA
Molecule: messenger RNA, 2187 nt
Organism: Diaporthe citri
Lineage: Eukaryota; Fungi; Ascomycota; Sordariomycetes; Diaporthales; Diaporthaceae
Exons: 2
Coding region: 1-2187 (728 amino acids)
Biological process (GO): mismatch repair
Cellular component (GO): MutLalpha complex
Molecular function (GO): ATP binding; mismatched DNA binding; ATP-dependent DNA damage sensor activity
Source: RefSeq, a predicted model, not a curated record